Molecule: messenger RNA, 1884 nt
Organism: Kwoniella shivajii
Lineage: Eukaryota; Fungi; Basidiomycota; Tremellomycetes; Tremellales; Cryptococcaceae
Exons: 6
Coding region: 1-1884 (627 amino acids)
Source: RefSeq, a predicted model, not a curated record
AUGCCUUCCGAUACGCCAUCCAAAAGACCUCUGACGAUCUUACCAACAUUCAGUAACUCAUCAUCAUCGUCACGUUCACCACAUAUACGCACACCACCUACAUCGAUUUCUACACCACAUUCAUCAAUAUUCAAUUUCAAUUUUAAGGCAACCCCUUCUUCUUCCUCUUCUUCAUCGUCAUCAUCACGUCGAGUACAACUUCCCCGUUUACCGAGAUCUGUCAUUCGUGUAUUGCUGGUACUUAGUUUAGUGGUCGGAUUGGUAUGGCUGACUAAAGCUGGGAAAAGUGGGGGAGGUGUAGAAGAAGGUUUAUGGGAUGCAUCAAGUUGGUCUGAAAGAAGAACUUCAGCAGAAGGUAUAAAUUUAAGAAGAAUUAAAAAUAAAUUCGGUCUAAUUCCACCUCCUCAACCACCUGUCAGAGGAGGAAGUUCAUCCUCAUCUUCAUCUUCAUCUUCAUCUUCCAAUAGAAGACCUAUCUCAGAUAUCGAUAUCGACAAUGGUGAAGGUUACAUGUAUGAGGAUAAUGACGAUCAACUACCAAUGAACAGACAGAUUAUUGAAAAACCAAAUUUAUCCAGAAAUAAUUAUACAUCAAUCAAAGUGAAUCAUCCUGGUGAAUCAAGAAAAUUGAUCAGUGGAUCAUCACCUGAAAAGUAUAUGACCUCAAACCUCCCUACAUUGGACGAGGCUUGGACUUUCUUACAUCCAUUAUUGAGGGAAGCUAAAGAGAAAUAUCAGAAUGUACCUAGAGAACAUGAAUUGACUGCACCCAUCUUCCCUCCUUUCCUGAACGACGAUUUGGUUUCGAGAUAUAGACAUUUGAGAGAAGAAUGGGAUGAUGAAUCUAGAUCAUGGGUUCUCAGUUCCGACAGAAGAUGGUUCUUGGUCACUGUAUGUAGACAAGUUGCUGGAAUGCUCGCGGAUUGGUUCGCUGCUUGGACUGUUCUCGCCGAUUUCUUGGGUCCAGAAUCAUUGGUCUUCUCUUUGAUCGAGGGUGAUUCGGCUGAUGGAAGCGGCGAGAUCAUCUCCCACGCUAUGAAAGCGCAUUUACUUUACAUCGGUGUACCACCUGAAAACAUCAAUAUCAAGACCUUCGCACCUAAAUUCGACUGGGAAUCGAUUCAUCGAAUUGACCAACUGGCCAAAAUGCGUAACGAAGGAAUGCAACCUUUUUACGACACUUUACCUUCAGGUUUAUCACCUGAUGGGCAUCCAUGGACUGGAAUAGUCUAUUACAAUGAUGUAUAUCUAUCUGCGGCUCAUUUCUUGGAAUUAAUGCACCAACAUUUCAAGCAAGAUGCAGAUAUGACGUGUGGUUGGGAUCAUGCAGGUAAAUGGUUCUACGAUGGUUGGGUAGGAAGAGAUAUGUCAGGUGAUUUAUAUACCCCUUUCCCUGUGAAAGAAGAAGAUAAAGAUCUACCUCAAAAGCUGUUCCCAUCUUCACCUCAAACGUUAAGAAGAUAUUCUAGAAUGUUACCAUUCCAAGUAUUCGCAGGAUGGAACGGAAUAACGGUAUUGAAUCCACAACCUUUCUAUCCACCUUAUAACGUCAGAUUCAGAAGGGGUAAACCUAGAACGGACGAAUUUUGGGAAUGUCAAGCUUCCGAAUCAAGUUUCAUCUCAUGGGAUUUCUGGAAAUUCGGUUUUGGUAGAGUUCAAGUCAUUCCAGGUGUACAUGCCACUUAUGGUAAAGAAGAUGCAAUGUUGAGAGGUUGGUUGGAAUGGCCUGAACCACAAGGUGGUUUAAGAGAACAGAUAGAUUGGAUCGAUCAACCUCCAUCGAAAGUCAGAUGUCAUGAUUGGCCAGAUAAGCCAGGUAAAGGAUAUUGGGCAUGGGACACCGUACGAUGGGUUGAUCCUCCAAAACUCGAAACUCCUAAAUAG